Messenger RNA from Condylostylus longicornis, 2944 nucleotides. It is a transcript of the gene Teh1, whose product is annotated as protein tipE. Gene Ontology annotation, molecular function: sodium channel regulator activity. Gene Ontology annotation, biological process: regulation of sodium ion transport. The record is from RefSeq and is a predicted model, not a curated record. The transcript is spliced from 2 exons. Bases 1150 to 2001 code for a protein of 283 amino acids. Lineage: Eukaryota; Metazoa; Arthropoda; Insecta; Diptera; Dolichopodidae.
UUUUAAAAGGCAAGAAAGGAUAUUACAAUAAAAAGUUUCCUUUUAGACAAAAACCUCUUAAAGUAUGAUAAAAAUUUUAAUAAAAUAAAACAAAAAGAACAAAAAUUUAUAUUAAUAACAAAAAAUAAACUAAAAAUUAAUAAAUCUGCAAAAAGCACAAAUACAAAUUCAAUAAAAGAAAAUAAAAGUUCCUUUCAUGUAAGUUUUUACAAAUACAAGCAUACAACACAGUCUAUGUAUCUACAACAAUUACAAUAUUUUAGAAGAAUACCUAUAUAACAAAAACGAAAAAAAUCAAAAAAUUAUUUUUAUCAGCCAGCUUCUUGAAUAAUUAUCAUCUCUUAAAUAUAGGAUAGCAACAACAAUAUAAAACAUAUGAAAUUAAAAUUUGUGAACUCUCUCAGUCAGCUUUGAUUAACUCAAAAAUUUGUCUUAUAGUUUUUUCAAAAAUCAACAAAAUUAUAGUAGAAAAGGAAAACUACAUAUUGAAACAAAAGAAUUUAGAGACGCAGAGAGAAAGACAAAAAAGAGAGAAAGAGAGUAGAAAAGUUUUUAGAGCAACAUUUUUGCAGCAUCCGAAUUUGUAAAAUUUUCCCCUUUUUAUGUUUUCUCUCUCUCUCUUUGGCUACAUUAUAAGUAAAUAUACAAGGAUAUAGUACAGAAUAAAAAUUAUAUUUGACCUCGAAUUGUGGGUGGUUUACCACCUCAAUUUUUGUUUCCUUGCGAUAAUUUUUGUUUUUUCCUUUCUUUUCAUAUUUUUUUUUUGAAACAAUUAGUUUUAUGUCCCAUUUUAUAUACAAAUGUAAAAAAGAGAAAAAAUAUAAAAACAAUUUCUAUAUUUCUUUUUUUAUAUAUACGCAUAUAUAAUAAUGAAAAAAAAGUAUAUUGUAAGUUCUCUCACGGCAAUAAAAUUACAAAAACAAAAGUAACAAGAAAAACGGAAAAAAGGAUAUUCAAAAUCUGAACUAAAACUACAAGUAUAAAAACUACACGUAUAUUUAUUUAGAGAAAAAAAAAAAACAAAAAAUAUAAAUUUCAUAUUAAAGUACAGAAACAAUAACAAAAACAACAUCAAUUUAUAGCAGCAAAAAAAAUAAAACAAAAAAACAAAAAUAAAAAAAUAAUAUCAUCUUAACUUGUUUCAAUUUGAUGACCAUGAGGAGUGGCAGUUCUGAACUAUUACUCGAACAGCAACAACAAGAAUUACGGUUACGUAAAAUAAAGGAACUGGCGCCUAAAAAGAAAAAUGGUAAUCGACGUUUUAAAUCAUGGCGUGAACGUGUUCGUUUUUAUGGUACAUCAACAUUGGCAUUUUUUUCGGUAACAGCUGGUGCAUCAUUAUUAUUUUUGGUACCAUUAUAUGUUGAUCCAGCUAUAUCAACACUUAGUCAUGAAUUUAUUGAUACACCAACAUUAUGUACAACUGUUAGACGUGAAGAUCGUAUUGGUAUAUUUAAUUGUACAUGGAGUUCAUGUCGCGAAGGUUGUACAUCAGAUAUGUACAAAUGUACACAUAUAUUUGUAACAUUUAUUGAACAAAAUAUAACAAUACCAGAAAAUUAUACAAGUAGUAUAUUAACAAAUUUUACAUCGGAUAUGGAACAAUCAGAUGAAGCAACAUUAUUAGUUAAUAUUAAAGGUUGCGGUUAUCCGCCAAGUGUUAAAUGUAAACAAUUUAAUGAUUUUUAUGGUAUUGAAGGUGCUAUUUAUCCGUGCUAUUAUUCAAAACGUAAUAAAACUGUUGUAUUAACAAAAUAUAAUCGCGAAGAACAAAUAUCAAUGAUUGUAAAUUUUUUUGCAAUACCAUUUGUUGUAACUGUAAUAUCAUCAAUAGGUUUAUGUAUUAUGCAUUGUGAUUGUAGAUGUAAAAAAGAUCGAAGUCAUCGAAGAGGUCGCGGUCAAAUGAGACGACCAAGAAUCGAUAAUUUAAGUGAUACAUCAAUAUCAACACGUGUUGAUAUGCUAACACCAGCUAUUGAAGUAUAUAAACCACCACUCUGACAUAAGGAUGACACUUUGGAGAGCAAUCUUGGUAUUCCAUCAACUAGUAGUGAUCUUUAACAUAGGCUUAAUUACUAAUGCCCAUUUAAAUUAUAUAGCUACUUAAUGAUAGAAAAAAAAAUAAUUAAAAAAAAAAUAGAAAAAAAACCCAUUUGUUCUUCCAUUAUAGUGUCAAUCAAAGUCUUUAAUUAAUUUUAAAUAAUGUGUAAACAAAUUUAGAAAAAGAAAAAAAAACAAUUAAUAAAGUAUAUUAUAAAAAACAAAGUUAAAAGAAAUUGAAACAAUGGAAUUUGAUUAGAAAUAUUGAAAAAAAAAAUAAGAAAACAAAAAAUUCAAUUUAAUAUAAGUAAAAUUAAUAAUAAUAAAAAAAUUACACAAUAAGAAAUUAAUAAAGAAUUUAUAAAAAAAACAAAUUUAUAAUUUAUAAAAUUAAUAAUAAAAAGUAGAAUUGCCCGGAAUUAAAUUAAGAAAAAAUUAAGGAAUUAAUAAGAAAAAAUAGAUGGUUAUAAAAACAAAAAAUAUAGAAGAAGAAAAAUAAUGAAAAAAAUUAUAGUAGAAUGAUUAGAAUAUUAAAAUGAAAACCCGACUUUUAAAAUACAUAUAUACAUAUAUAUAUAUAUAUGAAUAUAUAACAGUACUCGUAUAACAGAUGUAUAACAAAUAAAAUUAUAAUUAAAUAAAUUAAUAAAUUAAUUGUUAUAAUGUGUGUAAAAAUUUUUUUUAACAGAUUGAAUUUGAUGAAAAACCAAAAAAAAAAGAAAAAAUAAAAGCAAUUUGUUGCAUUCUGAGGUGAAAAAAUACAAUAGUGUUAUAUAAAUAAUUAUAUAUUAUAUAAAAAAGUUAUAUAAUACUACGUACAUACAUAAUUCUAUAUUCUAUGUUUUUUUUUAAACAUAGAAUAAAUGUUUAUACAGAAAAUUGUCAAAAGAAACCAAAAAAAAAA